AUGGAAUCUUCAAAGCUCAAGUCCACAGUGUCAACACCACUCAUCCGCCUCUCCCCACAUCCCCUUUCCUCCCUUCCCGCUCACCCCUCCCUCAACGCAUCCCCAUCGUCAUCCCGUCCCCCACUCCACAGCUUCCUCGAAACAGCCCUAUCAGAAGCCCACUCUCUCCUCACAGACACCAUCCCGAAUACCUUCAAGGUAGACCCGAAACCGCGCUCCUCCCCACCAGCCACAGCCAAGGUUCAGCUCCUCAAGCGCACCAUCCGCCACGGCAAGGGGAGUGUCCGAGGAGAGGAGGAAUUCUGGGUAUGUCGGAAGAGUGUUCACCAGGAUGCCGCUGUGGACGGUUCGGCUUCGUGGGAGGAGUUCCGCAGGGGAUUGAGGGAGAAUCAUUCCGAGAAUGAGAUGGCAUAUACGCCCAGUGUGACUUCUGUCGAGAGGUUGCUGGAGUGGCCGACCGAGGGGGAGAUCGAGGGUGGUUGGAGGCAGGUCGGGAUGCAUGCCCCUCGCACCUUCAUCAGCCUAGUCAUCUCUGCUGACUUACCAAACUUCGUCCAUCAGGGAUUCAUGACGGUUCAGAUCCCUCUAGCGGCGAAACCUACAGAUGCAAUUCCCCACGAGAUACGGGAGAAGGUUGCAUCCGUCGCGCCCAGAAACGCGGUUUUUGCAUCCUAUGCCAGCGUGGAACAGGUUGUAUCAGUGCCAACACCGGCGGUGGCCUCUAACCCACACGCGAGGGGCAGGACUGGUGAUGCCAAUCAGCAGGAGUGGACGAUGGCGACCACUUCGUAUGCAGGCGGGGCGAUUCCGCGGUGGAUACAACGAAGCUGGACGAUGGGCGGAGUCCCCAAGGCAAUCGUAGCCGACGUGGGGUAUUUCAUCAGUUGGACAGGCCAGCAGAGAAGCAAUAUAUCAGAUUCAGCUUGA
Aspergillus fischeri NRRL 181 is the source of this 927-nucleotide messenger RNA. Its product is annotated as SRPBCC family protein. The transcript is spliced from 2 exons. Bases 1 to 927 code for a protein of 308 amino acids. The record is from RefSeq and is a predicted model, not a curated record. Lineage: Eukaryota; Fungi; Ascomycota; Eurotiomycetes; Eurotiales; Aspergillaceae.